AAGUGUUCAGAAGUGAUGUUUGGCCGUUCGAGAAGCUGGGUUGGCGGGAGCUCCGGGAAGUCCCCUCGAAACAUUCAUUCGUUGGAGCAUUUGAAGUACAUGUACCAUGUCUUAACAAAGAACACAACUGUGACAGAUAGUAAUCGUAACCUGCUGGUGGAGACCAUUCGUUCUAUUACAGAAAUCCUCAUUUGGGGAGAUCAAAAUGACAGCUCUGUUUUUGACUUUUUCUUGGAGAAAAACAUGUUUGUUUUCUUCUUAAAUAUCUUGCGCCAGAGAUCCGGACGCUAUGUUUGUGUACAGCUGCUUCAGACCAUCAAUAUCCUAUUUGAAAAUAUUAGCCAUGAGACCUCUUUGUAUUAUCUGUUAUCUAAUAACCAUGUCAACUCUAUCAUCGUGCACAAGUUUGACUUCUCUGAUGAAGAAAUUAUGGCAUAUUACAUAUCCUUCCUGAAGACACUUUCCCUUAAACUUAACAAUCACACGGUGCAUUUUUUCUACAAUGAGCAUACUAAUGAUUUUGCCCUGUAUACGGAGGCCAUUAAAUUUUUCAACCAUCCAGAGAGCAUGGUCAGAAUUGCUGUCAGGACAAUCACCCUUAAUGUGUAUAAAGUGUCACUGGAUAACCAGCUUAUGUUGCACUACAUCAGAGACAAAACAGCAGUUCCCUACUUCUCCAAUUUAGUUUGGUUCAUUGGAAGCCACGUGAUUGAGUUGGACAACUGUUUGCAAACCGAUGAAGAGCAUAGAAAUAGAGCCAGAUUGAGUGACCUGGUGGCUGAACAUUUGGAUCACCUGCAUUAUCUGAAUGAUAUCCUGACCAUUAACUGUGAAUUCCUGAAUGAUGUAUUAACAGACCAUCUAUUAAACAGACUUUUUCUGCCAUUGUAUGUGUAUUCAUUGGUGUCGCAAGAACAGCGUGACGAUCAUCCAAAAAUCAGUCGUCAGGCAUCAUUAUAUCUUCUUUCACAGGUGUUUUUAAUUAUACACUACAGGCCAUUGGUAAAUGCUUUAGCUGAUGUGAUCUUGAAUGGGGACCUUUCAGUGCUCAGUAUUAAUUCGGAGCAAGAUUCUUUGAAGCAUUCAAUGUCUUCAAGCGUUCGAUGUUUCACAAAGCCAGUAGAAACAUUAGAGAGAUCACUUGAGAUCAGUCGACACAGGGGCAAAAAGAAACUGCAGAAAAGACCAAACUAUAAGAAUGUGGGUGAAGAGGAUGAAGAGGAGAAGGGAAUGGAAGAAAAGGAAGAUGAUGCUGAUAAGCUGAAAGGUACUGAGUCUAGUACAAAGGGCAUCAAGACAAGUGGGGAGACUGAAGAAAUUGAGAUGGUUAUAAUGGAACGAUGCAAGGUUUCAGGCCCCCAGCAAGUAGGCUUGACUGAACAAAAUACGACCGAUGAGGAGAAAACAGCAGCUGCCUCAAGGGUCGAUAAUCCGAAAAAAAGACCAUUCCUUGAUAUGGUGUACAAUGCACUGGAGUGCUCGGAGGAUGAUUAUUAUGCACUUUUUGUGUUAUGCCUUCUUUUUGCAAUGUCUCACAACAAAGGAAUAGACCCAGCUUUGUUGGAAAAAAUCCAAGUUCCACCAGAACAAGCCGAGGAGAAGAGUUCCUACAGUCACGUACUGGCAGAGAGAUUAAUUAAGAUAAUGAACCAAGCAACUCAUGCUGAUGGGAAAAUACGUUUGGCUACGUUGGAGCUGGCCUGCCUCUUACUUAAACAGCUUGUGCUAUCAGGUGGCAACUGUAUUAUUAAAGAUGUGCAUCUCGCUUGUCACGAGGGGGCAAGGGAAGAAAGUGUCCACUUAUUACGGCGUUUCUAUAAGGGGGAAGAAAUUUUCCUUGAUAUGUUUGAAGAUGAAUAUCGAGCCAUGAUGAGCAAACCUCUAAAUGUAGAGUACCUGAUGAUGGAUGCAUCUAUUCUGCUACCUCCUACUGGCACCCCACUAACUGGUAUAGAUUUUGUGAAAAGGCUACCUUGUGGCGAUGUGGAGAGAACAAGGCGGGCUAUCAGGGUUUUCUUUAUGCUCCGUUCUUUGUCGCUGCAACUACAAGGUGAGCCAGAAACACAGCUACCACUGACGAGGGACGAGGAUCUUAUUAAAACAGAUGAUGUGUUAGAUCUGAACAACAGCGACUUAAUUGCUUGCACUGUAGUAACUAAAGAUGGCAAUCAGAUGCAUCGAUUCCUGGCUGUAGACGUUUAUCAGAUGAGUUUGGUUGAACCAGAGAGCAAACGACUUGGCUGGGGAGUGGUGAAAUUUGCAGGCUUGCUUCAGGACAUGCAGGUGAUGGGGGUGGAAGAUGACAGUAGAGCUUUAAACAUCAUCAUUCAUAAGCCUGCAUCUAACCCUCAUGCCAGGCCCUUCCCUAUCCUCCAGGCUACAUUCAUCUUUGCUGAUCACAUCCGCUGCAUCAUUGCAAAACAGCGAUUAGCAAAGGGCCGUAUUCAAGCACGACGUAUGAAGAUGCAAAGAAUAGCAGUACUAUUGGAUCUCCCAGUGGAAGCCACUUCUGAAGUCAUGGGCUUUGGACAUGGGUCACCAUCUGCCCAUCAUCUCCCUUUUAGAUUCUAUGACCAGUCUCGCCGUGGUAUCAGUGAUCCUACAGUCCAACGUUCAGUUUUUGCUUCUGUUGAUAAAGUUCCAGGGUUUGCAGUGGCACAGCACAUAAACCAGCAGAGUCCCUCUCCAGCAUCGUCCCCUUCCCCACCCUCUAGUGGCACCAUCACAACAAGCACAAGCUGCAACGAUACCAUCAUUACCAGCACAACUUCCACUCCCUCAGCAACUCAGAGCCCCACAGACGGACCUGACAUCCAAGAACAGCCCCAUUUGACUUCUGAUGAAGUGGAGUUUGUCAAUGAAGUGCAUUCUUUAUCACUUACAGCUGAGAGCAGCUCAAGCAGAGAGCGUCUUUCCAGCAGUUCUGAACCUGGAGCAACUAACCUGGCACCAAGCUUGACUCCAGCCCACCAACCAACCAUAUCCCUCAUUUCCGAUGACAACACAGAUGCUUUGAGCACAGAGUCAUUGACACUUCUGCCACCUGCUGAUGCACAGCAAAUCCGGAGUGUGAGCACUUUAACCCAUCCAUCCACUAUAUCCAAUGGGAUAAAAGAAAAUAACACUGAAGAAAAUAAGGAAUCUGCACCAACAGCAAGCCCUUCGCAAUGAAUGCAACGUAACUUUCAAACCAUCUGGGUUUGUACUGAGUGAAGCAGACUUGUGAAGCUAGGAGAUUAAACUUGUAGUCUUAGCUGCACAGAGAAGCUAAGAGAUUUGUGGGACCCCAGCAGAGUAGAAUAAUUGCUUGUAAGUUUCUGUAGGUUCUGAAAUGGCGAAGCCUUGCUCCUUCAGUUGUUAUGGAGUUACAGCUAACACUGAGAUAUCCACGUUUUGUACACUUGUCUUUUACUACUGAAGCCUAGUAAAGCACUGUCACUGAAUCAGACUCAGUAGAUAAGACAAUGGUUCUGUCUGCUUUGUUCAAUUAGGUGCAGCCCCGGUCUGUGUUUUUCCACUCUACAAUAUAUUAUUGUGUUCACAUAUUUGAAUUUGUAUCUGGCUAGAUGAAGUAUUUUACGAAACUGCAAGUUGGAAAUUUAGCUUCAUUUUACUACUUUAUCCCAGCUGAACAAUUGUAUUCAUUUAAUUUAAUUAAUUUAGUAGAUUUGAAAAUGAACUAAAAACGCACUGACACCCAUUGCAUCUUGGCACAAAAUAGAUUGACUCUCAAAUUAUAAUUAAUUUCAAAUAGAGUUCAAAUGUUUCACUAAUUGCACUUGAGUGAUUAUCUGCAACACAUUUGUUUUUUUAUUGCAAUAUUUAACGAUUUAUACAAGUAACAAGUCCAGAGAAUAACAUGUUUCGUGAAGUUUAAAAACUAAAAUACUUGUCACUGCCACCAGCUGGUACAACAGUAGUGUUAAUUGUAGAAUAUGUCCAUUAUAGACAUGCUAUAUAUGUAUGCAGGUUGCCUCUGGAGGCCUUAUAAUGUCAGCAUUUUCCAGAGACUUAACUCAUGGGCAUGCCUAGAAUGCUGGAUACAUUAAUAUUUUUGGACUUCUGAGAGACAGCCAGUUGUGGGUAUAAGUUCACAAACCAUUGUUUCAGACGACCAGACAUCACUGAUGUAUUUUCUACUAAUGGAGCAGUAAGUGUUUCAAAAUACGUUAGGUAAUGAAAGUUGUGGGAAGAGGAGGACAACACCAAGUAAAAAACCUGUUAUCUUCCUGCAGGGAAUGAAGUUAAGGAAGUAUUCCUUGUGUGUUGCAUACCUGCACCUAUCCGAUCAUUGCAGUAGGCAGAUGUAUUGCAUUUUUGGGUUGUCUGUGGCCUCUAAGCUAGAAAAUAAGACGGUGAGAGAGGGGACAAACUAAGAAACAUUUGUUGCUUUGACUGAAGCCAUGUACUCCAUUAUCGUAAAAGCAUGUGGAAAAUGGUGCUUUACCAUCACACAGGAAUAUUUUGGACUUCUCCAGAAACACAAGUGCAUUUAUGGGUUAAUUUAAAAAAAACCAAGUUUGAGAUUUGGAUCGGUUUAUUGUUCCCUGCAGUGACAUAAGUACUUUGUUUGGCCUCAUAACCCCAACUGAUUGACUGACUUUUGCAAAAUUUUCUCCUGGGAAGACUACUGUAUUUAUGUUUUAGCAUUAUUCCAUCCGAGGAAAGCCAAUAUCUCCAACCGAUUAAAUGUACAAGGUAAAUAUUUCUCAAUUAUCAUAGAUGGACAAUAUUGAAUGAAGUAGCCAAAAUGCAAUUACAGUGAGAUAAAUAAUAAAAAUACCUAAAAUUA
Stegostoma tigrinum is the source of this 4792-nucleotide messenger RNA. RefSeq names its product C-type lectin domain containing 16A (gene clec16a). The transcript has 24 exons. Lineage: Eukaryota; Metazoa; Chordata; Chondrichthyes; Orectolobiformes; Stegostomatidae. Gene Ontology annotation, cellular component: late endosome; endolysosome membrane. Gene Ontology annotation, biological process: regulation of autophagosome maturation; endosomal transport; endosome to lysosome transport. The coding region runs from base 16 to 3171 and encodes 1051 amino acids. The record is from RefSeq and is a predicted model, not a curated record.